This is a messenger RNA of Caenorhabditis briggsae, 1050 nucleotides long. The transcript has 7 exons. Bases 1 to 1050 code for a protein of 349 amino acids. NCBI's taxonomy places the organism in Eukaryota, Metazoa, Nematoda, Chromadorea, Rhabditida, Rhabditidae. The record is from RefSeq and is a predicted model, not a curated record.
AUGCGUCUUUUCUUUACUAUAUUUGCUACUCUCCUGAUUGUUGGAGUAUUUUCCAACCACCAGGAAUUAGUGCCGUUCCCUAAACUUUUGAACAUUCAAGUCCUUCGAUGCGGAAAUCCAACAAUUUAUUCCAACACUCUCGAAGAAGAAGAGAGAGUUGAGAUUUAUAACCCACCGAAAGUUUACACUGAAUUCGAUGAGACUGUUCGUCUGGAGUCUAAUGAAACUGGUUUGAUUCAAUUCUUUAUUCUUGCUAGAGGACAAAUAAAUGUCGCGAUCUGGAUGGACGAGCAUAUAGUCGAAGGAGUCCAGUAUGAAGAGGAUAGGGACUUGAGAGAAGCGAGAGGCUUCAUUAUUUCGCUUCCAUUCAAAGUUGUGCAAUCGGUCCGCGAAACGAAAAUCACUGUCAGAUUUAGAUUCGGUCGUUAUAACAAAACCACUGAGGUUUACGCCAGCACUAAUACUCUGGAACCACCACGCCCACCUACUCUCUAUUUGUCCAUAAUUUUUUCCGAAUCUGAAAUGGAAGAAGCAAAACGCCUAGAAGGAAACGGACAAAAUGUCAAUGAUGCUUUCAUUGAAGAAGAAGUUGAUUUUGGAUCGGGAGGAACCACUAAGGCAAUUAACAUUUCUGGAGCACUGAAGAACAUCACCAACAGCGCAUCGACUAUCGAGAGAAUUCCGAGACGCCCAAAGGUUCCCGUGUGUGAAAAUAUCAACCUGAAGAACUUGAUUUUCAACCGUAUUUCUUUCAACACAACUACCGUUUAUGAAUCCACCACGAGCGGUUUCCAUGACAUCACUAUCAAGAAAUUCGAAACCGGACAAAUCAUUUUUGCUGUCUCAGGACCCGGAAAUCUGAAAGUUUCGAUCUGGUCGACCGUCGAAGAGACUUAUGCGGCGAAAACAAUGCAAGUGACUAACGGAUACGCAGCGUUUUCCUACAAAGAUGGAUACGAGCAUGUUGCCGUGGACAAGCUCAUUGCCUACAUCGAGAAUGACCUUGGAGAGCAGUGCUGGUAUUAUCUCACAAUCAAACGUGUUGAAUAA